Daphnia pulex (common water flea) is the source of this 807-nucleotide messenger RNA. RefSeq lists its product as uncharacterized. The transcript has 2 exons. NCBI's taxonomy places the organism in Eukaryota, Metazoa, Arthropoda, Branchiopoda, Diplostraca, Daphniidae. Bases 39 to 587 code for a protein of 182 amino acids. The record is from RefSeq and is a predicted model, not a curated record.
GAAUUGAAACUUCGCAACCAGAAAGAUCAAAUUCAAAGAUGCGCUGUGAAAUUGUUUGCCUCUUGUUAUUGGCUGUGAUUUCUUCCGUUUACGCCACGUCACCAGUCGAUGGCGGCGAACCGCAGCGGUUCCUCUACGUGGGAACCACGACAGUCACUUCGACUGUGAGCACCAGCACCACCUGUACAACGUCGACGGCUGCUCUGACCACCUGCACCAUCGGCCGUCGUCGCCGCGGUCUAUUCUACGACGAGGCCCAGUCUUCCGGUCGCAACCGGCGCGGACUCUUUUACAACGACGAGGAGGUCCACAACGGGCAAACGGCCUUCCUGCCUAUCGAGAAGAAGGCCAGCAGUAACGAUCCAGUUGCGGAAGUUGUUCAAGUGCUUCCCAAAUCUUCCGGUACAGCUGUCCCAUUGGUAAUUGAAUCUGGUUUCUCCGCACCUGAAGGAGGUCCCGAUCGUUUUUUACUUCAAUUGGCCGUGUCGACCGUCACCAGUUACACGACCACGACCACGACCACCAGCUUGACGGCCUUCUGCAGCAGCACCACUGGUUGGCCGCUGUGUGGAAAUUUUGGCAAAUAAAAAUUGUUAUUCAUGUUGGCUUGAAACUGUAUUGGUUUACUCAAAUAAUAUGACUAAAUUUCUGAUUUUUUCCUUGACGAAUUUCGCAAUUGUUUUCAAGUGUCUUUUGUUUUUCGAUCCAUUCGGGGCGGAUGGGUUUGCGGGAUGAUAUUAAAUUGUGUCCUACUUUUGUAGUCCGUGUUUUAUUACACGAAUAGGAAUACAUGGGUAUUAAAUUUAA